Messenger RNA from Coffea arabica (coffee), 1491 nucleotides. NCBI's taxonomy places the organism in Eukaryota, Viridiplantae, Streptophyta, Magnoliopsida, Gentianales, Rubiaceae. The record is from RefSeq and is a predicted model, not a curated record.
AUGAUUAGAAAUAACAAUACAAGCCUCACAGCUUCCGUUAUUUCAAGGCACAUCCUCCGUCGGGUUGAAGAUGACCCUGGAUUAAAGGUCAAGAACAUACUAAGUGACGUUAAAGAAAACUUGAAGGUUGAUGUGUCUUACAAAAAAGCCUGGUAUGCCAGACGUAAAGCAAUUGAGCUUGUGUUUGGAUCUUGGGAGGCGAAUUUUUCCGAACUACCACAGUAUCUUGAUGCCCUGGUACAAUCCAAUCCAGGCACCGUGGUAGAGUGGUCCCAUCAUUCGGAUAGUUCGGAUCGAGUUAAGACCUUUAAAUAUGUAUUUUGGGCGUUUGGGCCGGUUAUUGAAGCAUUCCACAUGUGCAGGCCGGUUAUAUGCGUUGAUGGCACUCAUUUGCGUGACGAAUACAAGGGCAAACUCCUUGUUGCAGUCACUCAAGAUGCGAACAACCACGUUCUACCAAUUGCUUAUGCCAUAGUGGAUGAGGAGACGAUUUCCAGUUGGUCGUGGUUCAUGGAACAAUUGAGAUAUAAUGUGGCGCUUGAUCGACAUCCUAUCUGUGUCAUUUCUGAUCGCCACAAUGGUAUCAUCUAUACCAUGACACACUUUGACUAUUGGGAGGAACCUUUAGCGUACCAUAGAUUUUGCCUGCGACAUGUUAGGAGCAAUUUGAUGACACACUUCAAAGGUUUACACCUUCGCAAGUUGUGUUGGGCAAUGGGAAGGGCAAGACAAUUACGCAAGUGGCGAAUGUUCAGGAGAGAACUGCGAAGCAUGUUUCCGGAUGCUUGGAAUUAUCUGUUAGCCAUUAGUCCAGAAAAGUGGUGCCUAACACACGACGAUGGCCGUCGUUGGGGUAUUCUAACUACCAACAUAUCCGAAAGCUAUAAUAAUGUCUUGCGGGGGGCGCGUCAUUUGCCAAUUCGUGCAUGCAUUGAUAUGACUUUUCAUCGGACAGUUGAGUUAUUUAAGAGGAGAAGGGAAGAAGCUUCACAUUGUCGCAAUCCUUUUCCCUCAAAGAUAUGGCGGCGUUUUACAGUUGCUGAGCGGAAGGCAAGCGCCCACAGAGUCGUUGAGUUCGAUGGCCCAUCGGGCGUAUACAAGGUCAUUACAGGGCGGCGUGUCGAUGGAAUAGAGGUGACAAUCCGGGAUUGCUUUUUGACCAGCAUUUUACCAAGACAAGGUGGGCCGUCCAGUAUUCAGGGAAGUUUUUCCCACUGCCGCAUCAAGAUACUUGGCAACAGAUAUUUGCCUGGGAUUAUGGCCGACACCCCUAUCCCUGCAGGCCUACAUCCAGGACCAUUCGUGCACGACAUUAUAUCGGCGAGAAUUGCACACCGGGCACAUUCCAUUUUUCACGGACAUAUUCAAGGCAAUCAGUUAGAUGUCAGACGCUGUGACAGAGAAUUUUGGGAGCAUACGCCUAUUCCUGAUCCGGUUUGUCGUUAUAUUGCCUUGGCUGGAUUUGUGGGGGUGCUAGAGAGUGGAUAUUAG